AUGUCGGAGAAGCUUGAUCAACAAUCACCACCUCUUACAGCGAACGAUCCUGCCGAACACACGAAGCGCCCCAAUAGGCCGGCAUUGCUCGUCCGCAGAUCAUCAGUUGGAAGCAAGCUUCCCGAGACUGGGUCUUCCGCUUAUGUCCUCGAUUGGGAGGGCGGUACAUGUAGACAACGACUCUUAAGCCGUGCCGAAGACCUUUUAGGAGAGUCUGUCGGGCGGAGGAGGCUUACCAUCAUUCAGGGGCUCCCAUUGGACUUGGUUCAGGUUUUGAGGGACUCGCUGGGUGUCAGCCCGGGAUUUCUCGAAGCGCAUGCGGGAAGACGACGGUAUCGGCCGGUGACGCAGGACAAUGGCGAAAGCUUCGUCUCUUUUGAGUACCCAGAGCUCGUCAAGGUCCAUCAGGCUGCUAUUGGGCCAGAUCUGGGAUAUAAGCCGUCGGCAAGGCAAUCGGACUUGGUAGAUGUGAUGGAUGAGGCACCAUUUUAUUCAAUGUCUCGGGAUGGCCAGGCAGUCAUAUUCUGUCAUGCGUCCUUAUGGAUGGGCAGUAAGGCUGAUAUCUUAUUUCUAGAUCGUCCAAUAUGGCAUGAUCCUUCGUCGCAACUCAGAAAAGCACGACGGCCGCUGUCUGUGGCAAGAUCAUGGCAGACAAAGAUUGACGAAUCCCAGCACGACGGCACUUCUGUGUGGAACGUGUUGAUUGCGGAAGGAGACGAACUCCCAGGGCUUGAAGAUAGCUUGCUGAGAACGUUCCGGCAUACGAAUGUGACUAGACAGACAUUACCUGGUUUACUGUGCAACGCGGUAUAUGGCAAAUGGGCCGACUUCUUCGAAACUCUUCCGUCACAUUCCCAGCCCGAAUCCCUCCAGGACGCGACUCUUUUUUGGCAGGCUACAGAGUCUUUGGAACAGAAUCUAGACGUUGCCCAUGAUCCGGCGCCUCCUAUCAUACACCACCCUGACUGGCGUCGCCUACUUGAAAGACUACAACGCCGCGUAACGAUCUCACGCCUGACCACUACAGCUCCGCAAACCUCCUGGCUGCCCUCGACGCAGGGAUUGACGACAGCGCAACCACAAACGCGUGGAACAGGCAUGCUUGAUAAGACGUCAAGAGCGUAUCCCGUUGCGGAUCGUGACUGGCUUGGUGAAAAGGAGAUGGACCAGCGAGCUCUCGACCGUGUCACAUAUCUAGGAGGCAUUCUCCUCCCUUUCAGCAUAGUGUCAGCCAUUCUAUCCAUGAAUGACGAAUAUUCCCCAAAUGCCCCUCGAUUCUGGGUGUUCUGGGCAGCCUCCAUCGGCGCUGCUAUUUUGUGUUUAUUCAUCAUCUACCUAGACCGGCUGCGGUGCCUCGAGGUCUACUUCGAGAUCUCUGCCGCGGAUACAAUCGAAUCGAUAUUCGCAUCUGGUGACGGCAAAGCCCGUGUCUACAGCAGCAAUGGGCUCGGGUCAGCCUCUAUGCUGCCAUCUAGGCUGCGACUGCCCUCACGGUGGAACACGGAGAUGCUUGUCGACAUGCCGCAGCCUGGUGUGGGCGAUAUGGAAGUUGUAGCCGACUCCGCGGUAAAUCCAACGAUGAUUGUGCAACAAUGCCGGGACGGUUCAAGGCCUAAAGCGUGGCAGAGAGGCGAAUUGGGCUGGGGCGGCGCUUUCAAGAAGGUUAUAGGGUAUUAUAGGUGGAGAGGCGGCAUGCCGGUGCAAUUCAGUACGACUGGACCGGAGAGGUUUCGUAUGAAGAUGAUUUAG
Colletotrichum truncatum is the source of this 1749-nucleotide messenger RNA. Its product is annotated as cysteine protease domain-containing protein. NCBI's taxonomy places the organism in Eukaryota, Fungi, Ascomycota, Sordariomycetes, Glomerellales, Glomerellaceae. The record is from RefSeq and is a predicted model, not a curated record.